Messenger RNA from Kazachstania africana CBS 2517, 873 nucleotides. It is a transcript of the gene BRX1, whose product is annotated as ribosome biogenesis protein BRX1. Gene Ontology annotation, biological process: rRNA processing; ribosomal large subunit assembly. The coding region runs from base 1 to 873 and encodes 290 amino acids. Gene Ontology annotation, molecular function: rRNA binding. The record is from RefSeq and is a predicted model, not a curated record. NCBI's taxonomy places the organism in Eukaryota, Fungi, Ascomycota, Saccharomycetes, Saccharomycetales, Saccharomycetaceae. The transcript has a single exon. Gene Ontology annotation, cellular component: nucleolus.
AUGUCAUCUAUUCAUAAGGCUUUAAUGGGGGACGAUAGGUCUUCCAAGAAUGGUAAAAAGACCAACGAAAAGCAAUUCAUGAACAAGCAACGUACCUUAUUGAUCUCCAGUAGAGGUGUUAAUUUCAGACAUCGUCAUUUAAUCCAAGGUCUACACUCAUUACUACCACAUUCUAGAAAAGAACCAAAAUUAGACACCAAGAAAGAUCUUCAGCAGUUAAAUGAAAUAGCUGAAUUGUACAACUGUAAUAACAUUUUAUUCUUUGAGGCAAGAAAGCAUCAAGAUUUAUACUUAUGGCUCUCUAAACCGCCAAAUGGCCCAACAAUCAAAUUUUAUAUCCAAAAUUUACAUACCAUGGAUGAGUUAAACUUCACAGGUAACUGUUUGAAAGGUUCUCGUCCAAUUUUGUCUUUCGAUAAAAGAUUCGAUAACUCUCCACAUUAUCAAUUAAUCAAAGAAUUAUUGGUUCAUAAUUUCGGUGUUCCACCAAAUGCUAGAAAGAGCAAGCCAUUUAUUGACCAUGUCAUGUCUUUCAGUAUUGUUGAUGAUAAAAUAUGGGUCAGGACGUAUGAAAUAUCAAAUUCUGCCAAGAACAAAGAAGAGUACGAAGAUGGUGAAGAAGAUUUAUCAUUAGUCGAAAUUGGUCCAAGAUUCGUCAUGACUGUUAUUCUUGUCCUAGAAGGUUCCUUCGGUGGCCCAAAGAUCUAUGAAAACAAACAAUACGUUUCUCCAAAUGUUGUUAGAGCACAAAUGAAGCAACAAGCUGCUAAUGAUGCUAGAGCUAGAGCAGAAGCUGCUGUAGAAAGGAAAAUUAAGAAGAGAGAAAGCGUUUUAGCAGCAGAUCCUCUUUCUAAUGACGCUUUGUUCAAAUAG